AGCCGCAGGGUGGCGGCCCGGGGGGCUCCUCGGCGGAGGCGGCUUCUCCUUGGCAGGGUCACCGCUCUGCCGCCCUGUGUAACGGAGGGGGGAAAGGCCCCGUUCUGCCCGACUGGCUGCGGGGCGGCUAGAAGACGCCAUCGGCCGAGACACCCGCUGCCGUUAAACGAGCCUCGUAAAGAUUUUGAAGAUCUUGGAAGCGUGAGUUGUAAACUGGAUGCAAACUUAAAGAAAUGUCCCACAGACAUACAUAAGGAGUUGAUAUUUAAUGAUACGCUUACUGCCUUCUUUUUCUGUAGUUUGUAUCCGAGAAACGACAUGAGCACAACUCAAAGGAAGCGCAGAGCUGGAGCGGCCAAUUCUAGACAAACCCAGAAGCGAGUGAGAUUGGGGACGGCCGCCGAGAUGGCUGCGGAAGCGGAACCGAUAGAACUCGUCGAAAGCGCCGGGGAAGAAGUAGUGGAUCUGACCUGUGAAUCUUCCGAACCUGUAGUCGUUGAUCUAACUCACAAUGACUCGGUGGUGAUUGUUGAAGAGGAUCGCAGGCAGAGGAGAAGCCUGGGCGUAAGUCAGCGACAGCCCGACAGCUGCGUAUUAAGUAGUGACGACGAGGACGAAUCCAGAGACCACGAUGUCUACGUCACAAACAAUGUGCCCCGGGAAUCCGUCGCCCCGGAAGAGGAAGCUACAAGGUCGAGGCCUUCAGGCACUGUUAGUUGCCCAAUUUGCAUGGACGGUUACUCAGAGAUCGUGCAGAGCGGACGCCUCAUCGUGUCUACCAAAUGCGGCCACGUGUUCUGUAGUCAGUGCCUCCGAGAUUCCCUCCGAAACGCUAGCUCUUGCCCCACGUGUCGGAAAAAACUCAAUCACAAACAGUACCAUCCCAUCUAUAUAUGACCAGCCUCCAAGGGCAGCCAGAGAGGGGACUUCCAGGACUCUCUUUUUCUCCCCCCACUGUUGAUGCCCUGGCAUCAACGAGCGGCAGGUUGUAAGCUCCUCUAAAUGUAAAGAGAAUUGGGCUGUCUGUGUUUA
This is a messenger RNA of Tachyglossus aculeatus (Australian echidna), 1032 nucleotides long. It is a transcript of the gene RNF4, whose product is annotated as ring finger protein 4. The transcript is spliced from 9 exons. Bases 319 to 897 code for a protein of 192 amino acids. Gene Ontology annotation, biological process: positive regulation of transcription by RNA polymerase II. Lineage: Eukaryota; Metazoa; Chordata; Mammalia; Monotremata; Tachyglossidae. The record is from RefSeq and is a predicted model, not a curated record. Gene Ontology annotation, molecular function: transcription factor binding; zinc ion binding.